AUGCGAUUGGUUGGAUGCUUGUUGCUGCCGACAGAUAUCCGGGCUUGUCUGUACGAACCAGGAAUGGGUGAAGGCAGAAUUCAGCCCUGGAUUCAGCCCUGGGCCUGGUCCCGGCAGGCCCAUCACUCCAGGCAACCCACCAGGCCGCUGGUGAUGAGGGAACCCUGCUACAUAGUCCAUAGCCACAGCUUGAUAUGGCAACAUUGUCACUUUAUUUUAUUCGAGUUCAAAACAGAUUCCAAACGCGCACAUUUCAAAAUUCGAAUAAGAGGUCCAUUUCACAUAACACAGUUUAGUCCCGAAACAGUCAGCCAGUUAACAUGUCGCAAAUAA
This is a messenger RNA of Pieris macdunnoughi, 333 nucleotides long. The record is from the annotation of a GenBank genome assembly. Lineage: Eukaryota; Metazoa; Arthropoda; Insecta; Lepidoptera; Pieridae.